CUCUCCCAGCCCGACGCGCCCGCCCGCUCCCCCACCCCUGAUCCCUCGGGUCCCGGGAUGGGGGGGCGGUGAGGCAGGCACAGCCCCCCGCCCCCAUGGCCGCCCGUCGGAGCCAGAGGCGGAGGGGGCGCCGGGGGGAGCCGGGCACCGCCCUGCUGGCCCCGCUAGUGCUGGGCCUGGGCCUGGCGCUGGCCUGCCUUGGCCUCCUGCUGGCUGCGGUCAGCCUGGGAAGCCGGGCAUCGCUGUUUGCCCAGGAGCCUUCCCAGGGGGAGCUGGUGGCAGAGGAGGACCAGGACCCUCUGGAACUGAAUCACCAGACAGAGGAAAGUCAGGAUCCCGUGCCUUUCCUGAAACGAUUAGUCCGGCCUCGCAGAAGUGCACCUAAAGGCCGAAAAACACGAGCUCGCAGAGUGAUUGCAGCCCACUAUGAAGUUCACCCAAGACCUGGACAGGACAGAGCGCAGGCAGGUGUGGAUGGGACAGUGAGUGGCUGGGAGGAAACCAAAAUCAACAGUUCCAACCCUCUGCGCUAUAACCGCCAUGUUGGGGAAUUCAUAGUCACCCGGGCUGGACUCUACUACCUAUACUGCCAGGUGCACUUUGAUGAGGGGAAGGCUGUCUACCUGAAGCUGGACUUGCUGGUGGAUGACAUUCUGGCCCUGCGCUGCCUGGAGGAGUUCUCAGCCACAGCAGCAAGUUCUCCAGGGCCCCAGCUUCGCCUCUGCCAGGUGUCUGGGCUAUUGCCCCUGCGAACAGGGUCCUCCCUACGGAUUCGCACCCUCCCCUGGACCCAUCUCAAGGCUGCCCCCUUCCUCACCUACUUUGGACUCUUCCAAGUUCACUGAGGGGCCCUGGUCUCCCUGAAGAUUCCCCAGGCUACUGGCUCCCCAUGACAGCUCUUAGAGCACCCUGGUUCCCUUUGCCCCACCCUCAUUUGUUCCUUGCUCUAGGCCUACCCCUGUCUCUGUUGGCUAUCAGGGCUGUUCAUGUUUCCCAGCCCACAUAAAUACGGCAUCCCCAUUCUUCCCUUAUGGCACCCCCACCUCCCACUCUCACCUCACUACCUCCCAAACUUCUGAUCUUUCAAGACCUUCAUUUGUCCCCUGACUCCCCCUGGCCACAGCCCUGCCCCGUACACUGUGUUUACUGUACUCCAUGGGCAAGGAUGGGUCCAGAAGACCCUGCUUCAGAUACUAACUGGAGCUGGACCUUGUGGCAGGUAGCAGAAGAGACUGGGCCUAGGCGAGGAAUUCCUGAAGUGAGGUGUGAGAAACAAAGACAAGCUCCUCCCUUGAGAAUUCCCUGUGGAUUUUUAAAACAGAUAUUAUUUUUAUUAUUAUUGUGAUAAAAUGUUGAUAAGUGAAUAUUAAAAAGAAUAAAUCAUA
This is a messenger RNA of Otolemur garnettii (small-eared galago), 1385 nucleotides long. RefSeq names its product TNF superfamily member 12 (gene TNFSF12). The record is from RefSeq and is a predicted model, not a curated record. Gene Ontology annotation, molecular function: tumor necrosis factor receptor binding; receptor ligand activity. The transcript has 7 exons. The coding region runs from base 96 to 845 and encodes 249 amino acids. Gene Ontology annotation, biological process: immune response. Gene Ontology annotation, cellular component: membrane. NCBI's taxonomy places the organism in Eukaryota, Metazoa, Chordata, Mammalia, Primates, Galagidae.